AUCCCGCCGGCCUCGCCGCCCGGCCCGCGCCGGGCAACCGCCCUCGCCCGGAGCCCGCCCUCGCUCCUGCCCGCGUCCCCCCGCCGGCGCCGCCGCGGGAAGCGGCUCCCCCUCCCCUUCCUCCGCGUCUUCCUCCCCCUCGCCCCGCCGGGGCCGCUUGUUGCACCGCCCCGCGGCCUGCGGGAGCCGCUCGGCCCGGCCCCCCGCCCGCCCCCCCCCCCCCCCCCCCCCCCCCCCCCCACCCCGGGCCCGCACCCCAGCCCGGCCGGCGAGACCCCGGCCCGACCCCGCCGCCCGCACAAAAUGUCGGCCCGGACGCCAUUGCCGACGGUGAACGAGCGGGACACGGAGAACCAUACAUCUGUGGAUGGAUAUACUGAACCACAUAUCCAGCCCACCAAAUCAAGUAGCCGACAGAACAUCCCUCGGUGUAGAAACUCCAUUACGUCCGCGGACGAACAGCCUCACAUUGGAAAUUAUCGUUUACAAAAAACAAUAGGGAAGGGAAAUUUUGCCAAAGUGAAAUUGGCAAGACAUGUUCUAACGGGUAGAGAGGUUGCUGUGAAAAUAAUAGACAAAACUCAGCUAAAUCCUACCAGUCUACAAAAGUUGUUUCGAGAAGUACGAAUAAUGAAGAUAUUAAAUCAUCCUAACAUAGUAAAAUUGUUUGAAGUUAUUGAAACGGAGAAGACCCUCUAUUUAGUCAUGGAGUAUGCGAGUGGGGGUGAAGUAUUUGAUUACUUAGUUGCCCAUGGAAGAAUGAAAGAAAAAGAGGCCCGUGCAAAAUUUAGGCAGAUUGUAUCUGCUGUACAGUAUUGCCAUCAAAAGUGCAUUGUUCACCGUGAUCUUAAGGCUGAAAAUCUUCUCCUUGAUGCUGAUAUGAAUAUUAAAAUUGCUGACUUUGGUUUCAGUAAUGAAUUUACAGUCGGGAACAAAUUAGACACAUUUUGCGGAAGCCCACCCUACGCUGCCCCCGAGCUUUUCCAAGGAAAGAAGUACGACGGGCCUGAAGUGGAUGUGUGGAGCCUCGGCGUCAUUCUCUAUACAUUAGUCAGCGGCUCGUUGCCUUUUGACGGCCAGAAUUUGAAGGAACUACGGGAGCGAGUCUUACGAGGAAAGUACCGUAUUCCCUUCUAUAUGUCCACCGACUGUGAAAAUCUUCUGAAGAAAUUAUUGGUGCUGAAUCCAAUAAAGAGAGGCAGCUUAGAACAAAUAAUGAAAGAUCGGUGGAUGAAUGUCGGUCACGAAGAAGAAGAACUGAAGCCAUAUUCUGAGCCUGAACCAGAUUUCAAUGACACGAAACGGAUAGACAUCAUGGUCACCAUGGGUUUUGCGCGAGAUGAGAUAAAUGACGCCUUAAUAAAUCAGAAAUAUGAUGAAGUUAUGGCUACGUAUAUUCUACUAGGUAGAAAACCACCUGAAUUUGAAGGCGGCGAGUCGUUAUCUAGCGGAAGCUUGUGUCAGAGGUCACGGCCCAGCAGUGACCUGAACAACAGCAGCCUCCAGUCCCCUGCCCACCUGAAGGUCCAGCGAAGCAUCUCAGCAAACCAGAAGCAGCGGCGUUUCAGUGAUCAUGCUGGGCCCUCCAUUCCCCCUGCCGUGUCAUACACCAAGAGGCCUCAGGCUAACAGCGUGGAGAGUGAACAGAAAGACGAGUGGGACAAGGACUUAGCUCGGAAACUUGGCAGCACUACGGUUGGGUCAAAAAGUGAGGUGACUGCAAGCCCUCUUGUGGGGCCAGAAAGGAAAAAGUCUUCAACUAUCCCGAGUAGCAAUGUCUAUCCUGGAGGUAGCAUGGCAAGAAGGAACACGUAUGUGUGUGAAAGGAGUGCAGAUCGAUACGUGGCGUUGCAGAACGGAAAAGACAGCAGCCUUACGGAGAUGUCCGCAAGUAGCAUAUCUUCUGCAGGCUCGGCUGUGGCUUCUGCUGUCCCCUCGGCUCGACCACGCCACCAGAAGUCUAUGUCCACUUCCGGCCACCCUGUCAAAGUUACACUGCCAACCAUCAAAGACGGCUCUGAAGCUUACCGGCCCGGGGCGACCCAGCGAGCGCCUGCUGCUUCCCCAUCUGCUCACAGUAUUAGUGCCAGCACCCCAGACCGAACCCGCUUCCCCCGGGGGAGCUCCAGCCGCAGUACUUUCCACGGCGAGCAGCUCCGGGAGCGACGCAGCGCGGCACACAACGGGCCACCCGCUUCCCCUUCCCACGAGACGGGCGCCUUCGCGCACGCCAGGAGGGGAACGUCAACGGGUAUAAUAAGCAAAAUAACAUCCAAAUUCGUGCGCAGGGAUCCAAGUGAAGGCGAAGCCAGUGGCAGAACAGACACCUCAAGAAGCACGUCAGGGGAACCGAAAGAAAGAGACAAGGAAGAGGGUAAAGAUUCUAAGCCACGUUCUCUGCGGUUCACGUGGAGUAUGAAGACCACUAGUUCCAUGGACCCCAAUGACAUGAUGAGAGAGAUCCGGAAAGUGUUAGAUGCAAAUAACUGUGAUUAUGAACAAAAAGAGAGGUUUUUGCUUUUCUGUGUCCACGGAGACGCGAGGCAGGACAGCCUCGUGCAGUGGGAGAUGGAAGUCUGCAAGUUGCCACGGCUGUCCCUCAACGGGGUCCGCUUCAAGCGGAUAUCUGGGACAUCGAUUGCCUUCAAGAACAUUGCAUCUAAAAUAGCAAACGAGCUUAAGCUGUAAAGAAACUCAAAUUUACAGGAUCAGGGAAGAUAACGUUCACAUAUGAGGUACAGUUUUUGAAUGUAUUGGUAAUGCCCAGCGUGAUUGGCCUGUGAAUCUCCCCAUGUAGAAUUUGCCCUUAACGCAAUAAGGUUAUACAUAGUCACGAACUGUACAAUUAAAGUCAGUAUGAAGUAUAAUAUCUGUAGCUAAAAAAGUAGGUUCACAUGUACAGGUAAGUAUAUUGUGUAUUUCUGUUCAUUUUCUGUUCAUAGAGUUGUAUAAUAAAACAGAUGAUUGCUGAAAAA
Panthera uncia (snow leopard) is the source of this 2975-nucleotide messenger RNA. It is a transcript of the gene MARK1, whose product is annotated as microtubule affinity regulating kinase 1. Gene Ontology annotation, cellular component: cytoplasm. Lineage: Eukaryota; Metazoa; Chordata; Mammalia; Carnivora; Felidae. The transcript is spliced from 18 exons. Gene Ontology annotation, biological process: protein phosphorylation; microtubule cytoskeleton organization; intracellular signal transduction. The record is from RefSeq and is a predicted model, not a curated record. Gene Ontology annotation, molecular function: protein serine/threonine kinase activity; tau-protein kinase activity; ATP binding. Bases 304 to 2688 code for a protein of 794 amino acids.